Messenger RNA from Penicillium cataractarum, 1110 nucleotides. Its product is annotated as alpha/beta fold hydrolase. The transcript is spliced from 6 exons. NCBI's taxonomy places the organism in Eukaryota, Fungi, Ascomycota, Eurotiomycetes, Eurotiales, Aspergillaceae. Gene Ontology annotation, molecular function: catalytic activity. Bases 1 to 1110 code for a protein of 369 amino acids. The record is from RefSeq and is a predicted model, not a curated record.
AUGCCAGUUGACAAGAUCCGGGUCUCCGGUGAUCCUCGCAUCGAGUACAAGUCGGCCACGGUUAAUGGCCACAACUACGGUGAGUAUUCCAAACAAUUUGACCACCCCCAAACAGCGAAUAAAUGGAAAAUACCUCCGAGGAUUGUGCAAUAUCUGAUACUUCAUCCUCCAAACGCAGGUUAUCUCCUCUGUCAACCACAGGCAGGCAAGUAUCGAGCUACGAUCUUCCUGAUCCAUGGCUUCCCAGAUCUCUCCAUGGGAUGGCGCUACCAAAUCCCUAUGCUAGUGAACAUGGGGCUGCGAGUCGUCGCACCAGACUGCCUCGGCUACGGCCGAACGGACGCGCCCGAUGACUUUACACUUUACUCUCACAAACGCUGCGCGGAUGAUAUCAAGGCGCUCGCGUUUCAUCUAGGAGAGUCUAAGAUCAUCUUGGGCGGGCAUGACUGGGGCGCCGCACUGGCCUAUCGAAUCGCCCUCUGGCACCCAGAAUUAAUCAGCCACCUCUUCACCGUCUGCGUACCCUACGCCCGGCCUACGCCUACUUAUCUGUCACUGGAGGACCUCGUAAAGGGUGCAGCCCCGAACUUGGCGUAUCAGGUACACUUUGCCAGCGGAGAACUUGAGAAAUUUGUCCGUUCCAAGAGCGAGAUUAAGCAGUUUCUGACUGCGCUCUAUGGGGGCCGGACGGCAGAGGGGGAGAUUGGAAUUGAUGCUGAGAAGGGGGUGUUUUUGGAUAAACUUCCCGGGUUGAGACCUUCGCGGUUAUUGAGCGAAGAGGAGUUGGAUUAUUAUGCGACCGAGUUCUCUAGGAGUGGUGUCCAUGGGCCAUUGAACUGGUACCGAACUCGGAAGGUCAACUAUGAAGAGGAGUUGGCUAUUCUUGAUCGCAAGAUUACCAUUCCAGUUCUUUUCAUCCAGGCUCUCAGGGACCCGGCUCUACCGCCGCACUUGGGCAAAACAAUGGGCAAGCAUGUGCCUAACCUGACCUUGAAACAGGUGAAUACUGCUCACUGGGCGCUGUGGGAGAAGCCUGAAGAGGUGAAUGGCAUUAUUUCGACUUGGUUGAAGGAGGUUGCGUUUGGGGAUGGCCGCUUGGGGAAACUUUGA